Molecule: messenger RNA, 2852 nt
Organism: Plutella xylostella (diamondback moth)
Lineage: Eukaryota; Metazoa; Arthropoda; Insecta; Lepidoptera; Plutellidae
Source: RefSeq, a predicted model, not a curated record
CUCAUUGCCGAGGACGGCGUCAGUGCUCGUCGAGCGACCGUCGCGGCCGGUGCGUGUGUGUCGAGCGUCCCCCAGCUAUCGUGUUCAAUUACGAAAUCGUUCAGUGCCAGUGAUAACACCUCCGUGCUCCGCCAGUCGCCGGCGGACGUGACUCGGCAGCCCCCGACCCGCGCCGAAUCCGAAUUUCACGCGCCGAAACGCCGCGGUAAAUGCCCCAAAGUUUGCAUUUACACGGGAAUCAGUCGCUAAAAUUACAUUAUCCUUGUGUGUGUUCCGUGUCAGUGGUGUAGUUGUGCGGCGGCAUCAUGCGGCCGAAGGACGACGUGAACACGAAGAUCCAGACGGGGACUUUCAUAUUGUCGGAGAAAAUCGACGAUACGAAGUCCCGCAAGAGCGAGAAGGACCUGAAGAAGGAGAUGAAGAGACUCGAGAAGGAGAAGCUGGAGAGAGAGAAGAGGGAGAAGAAACUGCGAGAGAAGGAGAAAGAAAAAGAAAAACAGUCUAAGAAAGGCAAGGUGGUCUGCGGCGCGUGCGGCGGCAAGUGCUCGGGCGAAGUGUUGCGCGUGUCGGACAAGUACUUCCACACGGCGUGCUUCACGUGCCGCGCGUGCGCCGCGUCGCUGGCGCGCGGCGGCUUCUUCUGUCGCGACGGACACUACUACUGUCCGCAGGACUACCAGCGCUCGUUCGGCACGCGUUGCGCGGCGUGCGGUCAGUACGUGGAGGGCGAGGUGGUGUCCGCGCUCGGCAAUACUUACCACCAGAAGUGUUUCACUUGUGCAAGAUGCAAACGAGCCUUCCCAUCAGGCGAGAAGGUGACCUACACUGGGGCCGAAGUGGUCUGCUCGGGCUGCGUGGCCGGCGCGCCGCAGCGGCAGACGGCUCGCUCCACACGCUCGCCCGCCGUCGAGUCCAGCGCGAAGAUCAGCCAUGACAACCACGUGGAGACCAGCAGUGAGCCGAAGAAGGAACCUGCUGAGAAUGAAUGUGCAGGAUGCGGGCAGGAGCUGUCCGAAGGUCAAGCUCUAGUGGCAUUAGACAGACAAUGGCACACGUGGUGUUUCGCGUGCGGCGCGUGCGGGCAGGUCCUUCAGGGGGAGUACAUGGGGCGCGGGGGGACUCCGUACUGCGAGCGCGACUACCAGCGGCUGUUCGGUGUACGGUGCGCCCAUUGUGACCGCUACAUCUCGGGGAAAGUGUUGCAGGCUGGUGACAACCACCACUUCCACCCGACCUGUGCCCGCUGCUCCAAAUGCGGCGACCCGUUCGGCGACGGCGAGGAGAUGUUCCUGCAGGGCGCCGCCAUCUGGCACCCGCGCUGCGGCCCCGCGCCCGGCCACGCGCCCUCCCGGCCCGAGUCUGAGCUGCAGUUCUCGACGCGCUCGCGCACGCCGAGUGUGACCGGCUCCUACUGCAGCCCCUACAGUAGCUUGAAUAGGAAGUACACCUACGGCGCAGUCUCGCCCGGACUGACCCUGCGCGAGUACCGUUCCACCGGCGCCUGCUCUCCUCACCGCAUCACGACGUACUCGUACCUGUCUCACGAGCCCCAGUACCUCCGCCGGCCGCUGCAGCCGUACGACCGCCCGCCCGCCUCGCCACACUUCCAUAGACCGGCCAGUGAGUCCCGGCCCGUUAGCGUUACCGGCAUGAGCUCGGCAACAGGCACCCGGUCCAGCUCCCGUCCCGGCAGCAAGGCCUCGUCCCGGCCCGGCAUGCGCGCCCUAGUCGACUCCAUACGCAGCGAGACGCCGCGCCCCAAGUCGCCCGGCAUGAACAAUGAGGAACCCAUAGAGCUGUCCCACUACCCUUCGGCCUACAAGCCCGCGCCCGGAACUAAAUCCAAGAUCGAACGAGACGACUUCCCAGCACCGCCUUACCCCUACACUGACCCAGAACGUAGGAGGCGGUGGUCCGAUACAUACAAAGGCGUGGACGUGAGCGACGAGGAGACUGAUGGACAAGUCAACGGGAAGGUCAACGGCAACUCAGAGCUAAUAGACCCUCAGCUUCGUCGCGAAGAGCGUGAGCUGUCCAACAUCGGGGCCGGCAUCGCGCAGGUGUUCCUCAAGGAGGUGAAGGAGAGGGAGAAGAUGAAGAUGUGGAAGAAACAGAACCUCGACCCGAGGAACGCUAGCAGAACCCCAUCGGCAUCCAAAGAGCCCGCCUACCGGCUCAGAUACUCGUCUCCCGUCGGCGCCUCCCCGUCGAGGCAACUAGAGGAGAGGCGAGCGAGAGAGAGCGAGAUGUCGGCUUACUAUGCGCACACCUCUCACUCGCACAUACCUAGCUAUAACGUACACACUUACCACAUAUCAGAAGUAAUGCACGCGGCGCCGCGGCCGGGCUACGGGCUGCGGUCCAGCACGCUGCCCGCCGGCGUGGGACACCACUGUAACGGUGAUUUCACAUUUAGCGGCAUGGGAGAUAAAACGCACAGCACUGACUUUAGUAGUGGAAAAUCAGAUAUUUCCGCCGGUUCCAUCACUGAUGUGGACAGGAGUGCUGUGACAACAACAGACGGCGUCCUCCCCCCGCACGUCUCUCUCGGCCCCUCCCGCACCGUGCGUCGCUCUUUACCCAACAUGGCCACCUCGGCACUGCUUCAUGAACCAGCCAAACUGUAUCCGUAUCAUCUGCUGCUGAUUACCAACUACAGGUUGCCGCCCGAUGUCGAUAGGUUGAACCUUGAGCGCCAUCUAUCGGAUGCGGAGUUCGAGGCGAUUCUUCAAAUCCCGCGCCCCGACUUCUACCGCCUGCCGCAGUGGCGCCGCAACGAGCUCAAGCGACGCGCGCGCCUCUUCUAAACUCACACUUAGCACGCUGCCAAUAAAUGUUAUCACUUGUACUUG